AGUACUCAGGACAUAGCUCGAAUGAUAGCAGCAGAAUUGAGGCAUUAUGGCAUACCUCAAGCAGUAUUCUCACAGAAGGUUCUUGGAAGAAGCCAAGGUACUCUAAGUGACCUUUUAAGAAACCCUAAACCAUGGAACAAGCUGAAAGCUGGAAAGGAAACAUUCAGGCGAAUGUUGGAUUGGUUGAAUCAGUCAGAAGAACAAAGACUGGCAAUGCUGAAAUAUACUCCAGCAGAGCAACAGCAACAUGAACUACAAAUGGAUCUCUCGAUCAACGGCAGCAAAAACAACAAACCAUGCCGCAAGCCUCGAUUAGUGUUCACUGAAAUACAGCGCAGAACAUUAAUGGCCAUAUUUAAAGAAGUUAAGCGGCCAAGUAGGGAUGUGCAGAUAACAAUUGCUGAACAGUUAAACUUAAAAUUAUCCACAGUUUCAAAUUUCUUCAUGAAUGCAAGGAGGAGGUCCCUAGAUAAGUUCAUCAGUCCUGAUUCAACUAAU
Molecule: messenger RNA, 498 nt
Organism: Helobdella robusta
Lineage: Eukaryota; Metazoa; Annelida; Clitellata; Rhynchobdellida; Glossiphoniidae
Exons: 2
Biological process (GO): regulation of transcription by RNA polymerase II
Cellular component (GO): nucleus
Molecular function (GO): DNA-binding transcription factor activity, RNA polymerase II-specific; RNA polymerase II cis-regulatory region sequence-specific DNA binding
Source: RefSeq, a predicted model, not a curated record